AAAUAUGUCAAAACAAUACAAACGUGGCAGAAAUAUCAAUAACGUUUGGAAUAAUUUGUGUUGAUAAAUUCACGACAAAUUAACAGCUCUGCAGAGAGAGAGAGAAAGAGGAUGAGCAGAGGUGGAGUUGAAGAAGAAGUGGUGUGUGUGACAGGAGCAUCUGGAUAUGUUGCAUCAUGGAUAGUGAAACUACUGCUCCACCGAGGUUACACUGUUAAAGCCACUGUUCGCGACCUCAGUGAUCCGAGGAGAACUGAGCAUCUGAAGGCCCUGGAAGGAGCCAAGGAGAGGUUAGAGUUAUUGGAAGCCGAUUUAGUCGAGGAAGGAUCAUUUGAUUCUGUAAUUGAUGGAUGCGUCGGCGUCUUUCAUACUGCAUCUCCUGUUAUUGUUGCCACUUCAAACCCACAGGCUGACCUAUUUGAUCCGGCGGUGAAUGGAACUCUGAAUGUGUUGAAAUCAUGUCGCCGAGCAAAAUCUGUUAGACGGGUUGUGUUGACAUCCUCUACCGGAGCAGUCGUCUACAACGGAAAACCUAUUGGCCCCGGUGUUGUUGUUGAUGAAACCUGGCAUUCCGAUCCAUCUUUCUGCCACGAGAAUAAGGUAUGGUAUUGUCUUUCAAAGACAUUGGCAGAGCAAGCCGCAUGGAAAUUUGCACGAGAAAAUGACAUCGAUUUGGUAGUAAUGAAUCCUGGGAUUGUGUUUGGCCCUCUUCUUCAGCCAACUCUCAAUCUCACUUCUCAAUUUGUUAUGGACGUUAUUAAAGGAAAGCCUGGAUUUCCUUUGUAUCAAUGCGUGGAUGUUAGAGAUGUGGCUUAUGCACAUGUUAUGGGUUUUGAGAAAUCUUCAGCUAGUGGGAGGUAUCUUCUUGUUGCGGAAUCACUGACUCGCAUUCAGCUCGGACACCUCUUGCAUAAACUCUAUCCUUCCAUCGUGGAUGCUCCGAUAAUUAGGGUGGAUGAUAAUCCGAUUGGUGAGGUAUCAAGGAAGAAAGCAGAAAGUCUGGGAGUGAGUUUCAUGGCUGCGGAGGUGAGCCUCAAGGAUACUGUUGAAAGCUUCAAGGAGAAGAACUUCCUCAAAUUCUGAUGUAAAUUAAUAUUACUACUUUGUUUGCCCAUUCUUGGAUGAUUUUAUUUCAUCACUCAAAAAUUUCGUUGUUUCAACAUUAUAAUGUGUAUCAAUUCAUUCUGUGGAAUGCAUGUCAUUACCUCAA
Messenger RNA from Salvia hispanica, 1210 nucleotides. RefSeq names its product phenylacetaldehyde reductase-like. Lineage: Eukaryota; Viridiplantae; Streptophyta; Magnoliopsida; Lamiales; Lamiaceae. The record is from RefSeq and is a predicted model, not a curated record. Gene Ontology annotation, molecular function: oxidoreductase activity, acting on the CH-OH group of donors, NAD or NADP as acceptor.